UCUGGGCGCCGCGUGGGUUCCACUCACCGCCUGGCCCUUCGGGGGACGGACUGCCUCCCUGGCCGGCAGGGGGCGGCACACGCGCCUUGUCCUGGCGCUUUUCCCAGUGGCCCGGCUCUGCGUACGAGGCUCUUCUCUCCCGGAGGGGAAAAUUUAAAAUCUCUGCCCCAGAGGGCUGGGUGGGAAAGCGGAGAAUCCUCGCGUGCCAGGAGCGGGCUGCGAAUGGGGCAGGGCGAGCGCACGUGGGGCGUGUUUACAAACAGCAGCCGCGCCGCUGUGCGGAGGCGGUCCGGGUGUUGGAGCCCAGCGUCAGCGCGCGUGGAAAGUGCUGGCCCAAGCGAGGAUCAUGAGGCACGCAAAGUAAAGCAGCGGUUCGGCUGAAAGAAGACAUGAAAAAGAUAGUGGCGGUGCCAUUAAAUGAACAGAAGGAUUUUACCUAUCAGAAGUUAUUUGGAGUCAGUCUCCAAGAACUUCAACGGCAGGGGCUCACCAAGAAUGGCAUUCCAGCAAUAGUGUGGAAUAUAGUGGAAUACUUGUCGCAGCAUGGACUCACCCAAGAAGGUCUUUUUCGGGUAAAUGGUAACGUGAAGGUGGUGGAACAACUUCGACUGAAGUUCGAGAGUGGAGUGCCCGUGGAGCUCGGGAAGGAGGACGGUGAUGUCUGCUCAGCAGCCAGUCUGUUGAAGCUCUUUCUGAGGGAGCUGCCCGACAGUCUGAUCACCUCGGCAUUGCAGCCUCGAUUCAUUCAGCUCUUUCAGGAUGGCAGAAAUGAUGUUCAGGAGAGUAGCUUAAGAGACUUAAUAAAAGAGCUGCCAGACACCCACUACUGCCUCCUCAAGUACCUUUGCCAGUUCUUGACAAAAGUAGCCAAGCAUCAUAUGCAGAAUCGCAUGAAUGUUCACAAUCUCGCCACUGUAUUUGGGCCAAAUUGCUUUCAUGUGCCACCUGGGCUUGAAGGCAUGAAGGAACAGGACCUGUGCAACAAGAUAAUGGCUAAAAUUCUAGAAAAUUAUAAUACCCUGUUUGAAGUAGAGUAUACAGAAAAUGAUCAACCGAGAUGUGAAAACCUGGCUAGGCUUAUCAUAGUAAAAGAUGGAAGUUAUACUUCUGUGGCCUGGAAGUGCCUAGAAAUGAACAUUCUUCCAGGGAUGGGGGAGGCCAGUUAUAAGAACUCCCUGCCCAUCCUUUUAACAAGAGGCUUAGAAAGAGACAUGCCAAAACCACCUCCAAAAACCAAGAUCCGAAAGUCCAGGAGUGAGGGAUCUAUUCAGACCCACAGAGUACUGCAACCAGAGCUAUCUGAUGGCAUUCCUCAGCUCAGCUUGUGGCUAAGCCAUAGAAAAUCCUGCUUGGAAGACAUGAAUUCAGCAGAGGAUGCUAGUAGUGCCAAGUUGGUACCCAGUUCGCAGGAAGAUGAAAGACCUAUUUCACCUUUCUAUUUGAGUGCUCAUGUACCCCAAGUCAGCAAUGUGUCUGCAACCGGAGAACUCUUAGAAAGAACCAUCCGAUCAGCUGUAGAACAACAUCUUUUUGAUGUUAAUAACUCUGGAGGUCAAAGUUCAGAGGACUCAGAAUCUGGAACACCAUCUGCAUCUUCUGCCACAUCUGCCAGACAGCGCCGCCGCCAGUCCAAGGAGCAGGAUGAAGUUCGACGUGGGAGAGACAAGGGACUUAUCAACAAAGAAAAUAUUCCUUCUGGGUUCAACCACCUUGAUGAUUGUAUUUUGAAUACUCAGGAAGUCGAAAAAGUACAAGAAAAUACUUCUGGUUGUGUUGGAGAAAGGAGCAAACCUAAACGUCAGAAAUCCAGUACUAAACUUUCUGAGCUCCAUGACAAUCAAGAUGGUCUUGUGAAUAUGGAAAGUCUCAAUUCCACACAAUCUCAUGAGAGAACUGGACCUGAUGGUUUUGAACGGAUGUCCGAUGAAAGGAAAGGAAGUGAAAAAGAUGGUGGACACACUCAGCAUUUCGAGAGUCCCACAAUGAAGAUCCAGGAGCAUCCCAGCCUAUCUGACACUAAACAGCAGAGGAAUCAAGAUGCCGGUGACCAGCAGGAGAGCUUUGUCUCCGAAGUGCCCCAGUUGGACCUGACUGCAUUAUGUGAUGAAAAGAACUGGGAAGAGCCUAUCCCUGCUUUCUCCUCCUGGCAGCGGGAGAACAGUGACUCUGAUGAGGCCCGCCUCUCACCGCAGGCUGGGCGCCUGAUCCGUCAACUGCUGGACGAAGACAGCGACCCCAUGCUCUCUCCUCGGUUCUACGCUUAUGGGCAGAGCAGACAAUACCUGGAUGACACAGAAGUGCCUCCUUCCCCACCAAACUCCCAUUCUUUCAUGAGGCGGCGAAGCUCCUCUCUGGGGUCCUACGAUGAUGAGCAAGAGGACCUGACGCCUGCCCAGCUCACACGAAGGAUUCAGAGCCUUAAAAAGAAGAUCCGGAAGUUUGAAGAUAGAUUUGAAGAAGAGAGGAAGUACAGACCUUCCCACAGUGACAAAGCAGCCAAUGCAGAGGUUCUGAAAUGGACAAAUGACCUUGCCAAAUUCCGGAGACAACUUAAAGAGUCAAAACUAAAGAUAUCUGAAGAGGACCUAACUCCCAGGAUGCGGCAGCGAAGCAACACACUUCCCAAGAGUUUUGGUUCCCAGCUUGAGAAAGAAGAUGAGAAGAAGCAAGAGCUGGUAGAUAAAGCGAUAAAGCCCAGUGUUGAAGCCACGUUGGAAUCUAUUCAGAAGAAGCUCCAGGAGAAGCGAGUGGAAAGCAGCCGUCCUGAGGACAUUAAGGAUAUGACCAAAGACCAGAUUGCUAAUGAGAAAGUGGCUCUGCAGAAAGCUCUGUUAUAUUAUGAAAGCAUUCAUGGACGGCCGGUAACAAAGAACGAACGUCAGGUGAUGAAGCCACUAUAUGACAGGUACCGGUUGGUCAAACAGAUCCUGUCACGAGCCAACACCAUACCCAUCAUUGGUUCCCCCUCCAGCAAGCGGAGAAGCCCUUUGCUGCAGCCAAUUAUCGAGGGCGAAACUGCUUCCUUCUUCAAGGAGAUAAAGGAAGAAGAGGAGGGGUCAGAAGACGAUAACAAUGUGAAGCCAGACUUCAUGGUCACUCUGAAACCCGAUUUCAGUGCACGAUGCUUUCUGGACCAAUUCGAAGAUGAUGCUGAUGGCUUUAUUUCCCCAAUGGAUGAUAAAAUACCAUCAAAAUGCAGCCAGGACACAGGGCUUUCGAAUCUCCAUGCUGCCUCAAUACCUGAACUCCUGGAACACCUCCAGGAAAUGAGAGAAGAAAAGAAAAGGAUUCGAAAGAAACUUCGGGAUUUUGAAGACAACUUUUUCAGACAGAAUGGAAGAAAUGUCCAGAAGGAAGACCGCACUCCUAUGGCUGAAGAAUACAGUGAAUACAAGCACAUAAAGGCGAAACUGAGGCUCCUGGAGGUGCUCAUCAGCAAGAGAGACACGGAUUCCAAGUCCAUGUGAGGGGCAACCCCCGCCCGAGCACAGGGGGCUGGCAGCUGCAGUGAGAGUUUACUCUCCCCUGAGAAAGAGCAGCUCUGGAAGGCAGCCUUGGAGCUGGCCCUGCAAAGCAUGCGGCCCUUCUGCCUCUAGACCAUUUGGCAUCGGCUCCCAUUUCCAUUGCCUGCCUUAGAAACUGGCUGGAAGAAGACAAUGUGACCUGACUUAGGCAUUUUGUAAUUGGGAAGUCAAGAUUGCAGUGUGUGCACAUGCGCGUGCGCGCAGACACACACACAUACACACACACACAGUAGUGGAGCUUUCCUAACACUAGCAGAGAUGAAUCACUACAUUAGACAACACUCAUCUACAGAGAAUAUACACUGGUCUUCCCUGGAUAACUGAGAAACAUGAGACCAUUCUCUGUCUAACUGUGAUAAAAACAAGCUCAGGACUUUAUUCUAUAGAGCAAACUUGCUGUGGAGGGCCGUGCUCUCCUUGGACCCAGUUUAAGUGCGAACGUGCACUGGAGCCCUAUUUGCUGCCGCUGCCAUUCUGGUGACCUUUCCACAGAGCUGCGCCUUCCUCACGUGUGUGAAAGGUUUUCCCCUUCAGCCCUCAGGUAGAUAGAAGGUGCAUCUGCCCACAAUGGCAGUGCAGUCAUCAUCUUCAGGGUGUUUCUUCAGGACUUCCUCAGCUGACAAGGAAUUUUGGUCCCUGCCUAGGACUGGGUCAUCUGCAGAGGACAGAGAGAUGGUAAGCAGCUGUAUGAAGGCUGAUUUUAAAACCAAGUGAUGGGAGAAGAGCCUGGAGAUUCUUUCCUGAACACUGACUGCACUUACCAGUCUCAGAUUUUAUCAUCAAAUACCAAGCCAGGCCAGCAUGCUCAUGGCAACCUGUUUGGGACUGUUUUGUUGUGGCACUAGCCAAACAUAAAGGGGCUCGCUUAAGUCCUAGCCUGCAUACAGAGGAUCAGGGGAGAGAAGGGGCCUGUGUUCUCAGCCUCCUGAGUACUUACCAGAGUUUAAUUUUUUAAAAAAUAUCUGCACUAAAAUCCCCAAACUGACAGGUAAAUGUAGCCCUCAGAGCUCAGCCCAAGGCAGAAUCUAAAUGACACUAUUUUCGAGAUCGUGUAUAAAAAGAAAAAGAAUGUCAUUCUGUCUGGCCAAUUAUAAUUCUUUUCAAAAGACUGUCACAAAGCUGUCUAUAUUAGACAUUUUGGCGGGACCAGAAAAUGUAAGACACCAAAUCAUCUCUUCAGUGUGCUUGACGUCACCUUGUGAUGUGUUGUUACUUUAACUCCUGCACCUGCGCUGAGGACAGUGGGUUCUGGGUCCACCUUUGUACUCUGCGAGGCCGAGCCCAGGCAUCUGCUCGCCCGCCAUGGCUGACCAGAGAAGGUGCUUCAGGAGCUCUGCCUUUGACGACAAGUGUUACAGGAUGAACACACAGCAGAGCCACCCUCCUGUAUGUUUUAAAAGUUGCCUUCUUAAAGAGCACAGUUUUAAGGAAAAGAAAAGGAAUGUAAAACUAUACUGACCAGUUUUCAGUUUUAAAGGGUCGUGAGGAACUGGCUGGUCUAAUGGGAUUUACAGCAACAUUUUCCAUUGCUGAAGUGAGGUAGCAGCUCUCCUCUGUCAGCUGCAUGUUAAGUCAAGGAUGGGGGAAAAGAAUGCCUUUAAGUUUGCUCUUAAUCGUAUGGAAGCUUGAGCUAUGUGUUGGAAGUGCCCUGGUUUUAAUCCACACUCAAAGACGGUACAUAAUCCUACAGGUUUAAAUGUACAUAAAAAUAUAGUUUGGAAUUCUUUGCUCUACUGUUUACAUUGCAGAUUGCUAUAAUUUCAAGGAGUGAGAUUAUAAAUAAAAUGAUGCACUUUAGGAUGUUUCCUAUUUUUGAAAUCUGAACAUGAAUCAUUCACAUGACCAAAAACUGUGUUUUUUUAAAAAAGACAUGUCUAGUCUGUCCUUCAAGUAACAGCUCUCUUAAAUAAGCUAUGAUAGUAAUCAGAUCAUUACCAGUUAGCUUUUGAAGCACAUUUGUUUAAGACUAUGUUUUUGAAAAAUAUGCUACAGAAUUUUUUUUUUAAGCUACAAAUAAAUGAGAUGCUACUAAUGGUUUUGGAAUCUGUUGUUUCUGCCAAAGGUAAAUUAACAAAAGAUUUAUUCAGGAAUCCUCAUUUGAAUUUGUAUGAUUCAAUAAAAGAAAACACCAAGUUAUAUAAAAUAAAUUGUGUAUGGGAUGUUGUGUUUUCCUUCGUAAUUUCCACUAACAUAUCUUCAUGGAAUGGAGCCCAGGUGAAAUGAGGGGAGGCCCUUUUCACGGUAGAUCUUAUUUGAAGACAUGUUAGUCAGUGGUUUCUGGCUCUGCAAGGGAGAUACGUUCCCCAGCAACCAUUUCUGCAGCCCAGAAUCUCUCUCAAGGCACUAGAGGCGGUGUCUUAAUUGGCUUCACACAAGACAGAAUGCUCUGGACUGGGGUUUUUCCUUUGCUGUCUUGGGAAUGUGUGUUUAUUAUUAGCACAUGCCAACAAAAUAAAUGUCGAGUUAUUUCAUAAGUCUAAACUUAAGAAUUAAAGAUGGCAGACUUAUAA
Molecule: messenger RNA, 6034 nt
Organism: Rhinopithecus roxellana (golden snub-nosed monkey)
Lineage: Eukaryota; Metazoa; Chordata; Mammalia; Primates; Cercopithecidae
Gene: FAM13A
Product: family with sequence similarity 13 member A
Exons: 25
Coding region: 390-3467 (1025 amino acids)
Biological process (GO): signal transduction
Source: RefSeq, a predicted model, not a curated record